UACUUUGCAACACUAAACGACAGUCAAAUUGCCAUUUUCCUAUUUGUUUCGGUGUGUGCAGUGUGGUGAAUAAUUGAUGAAAUCAUCGUGUUGUUAUAUUUUGUCUUACAAGAAAAUACAAUUGGCAAGUUAAGCCGAGAAGACUGAUGUGUAUAUCAUUCCCUUAUUCUAUUUUAUAACAAAUUUAAUUCCCGUCGUUAGACCUGUUUAUCACCUUUGACGGAUGUCCUUGUACAUAUUGCAAGAAACGAAGUGGCGGUAAAUUUAAGUUUUACUUUUUUGUGACAAUCUAAUAUGUAAUUUUUUUAUUAAAAAUAAAAAUGGGUAGUUCAGAAGAACAUGUUAUCACAAGUGAAAGUAAAAGUGAGUGUGAAACUGCUGAAAAUGAUGCCGGCGAUAUUUCUGAAAAUGAUGUUACAGAUAGUACAGACCAAUCUCUAAAUGUUAGUACAUCAUCGAAUGUACCUAUGAAUGACCCUAAUCCCUCUAAAGAGGGUGAUAAUUCCGCUGCCGGAAGCUCAAAGAAAACUAAGAAGAAAUCCAGACACGGGAAAAAAGGACAUGUUCCUUCGAAAGACAACCAAGAGAGAUCUACCGUGCGAAGGAUUCAUCAUGCUGGCACAAAAUUUAAACAAAGUAAAAAACGAGCACAAAGUUUUCCUUCCAUUUCGAAAUUCUUUCUUCCUUAUAAAAGACCGCGCAAAGAAGCUUUUAUUCCGCCUACAAAAUUCCUUCUUGGUGGUAAUAUAUCAGAUCCAUUAAAUCUUAAUAGCUUGCAAGACGAAGAUGUAAACAGAGCAAUGAAUGCCGUAACACCUGAAUCUUCUCCACUCCCAACACCGCCAAGGCACAAGGCUAAGAUAGAUGUUAUAAUACCACCUAAUAUUAGAGAUCCUCUUAACCUAAUGGAACCUUUAGAUAAUGAAGAAUAUGAGAAAAGACUGGAAAUGCAACAGCGGAAGCCCCGCAAAAAACCAAGAAUAAGACGUCGUACGACUGAGACUACCUUACCAACCGUAGAAGUAGUGACUGAAAAAGAAGAAGGUAUUAAAGAACCACUACCCCCUGAACCGUCAACAUCUACUGCUGGAUCUAAGGCUCGUAAAAGAUCUUGUAGUGAAAGUGAAAACAGUUCUCUAAAAGGAAAAGAUGGCAAAAAGUUGCGAAGGAUGGAUUCUUUGGAUAAAAUUGUCAGUCCAGUGGUUCCUCAACCUGGUGCCUGGAUGAGGGCUCGGCCACAACAACGGGCAGGCACUCAGGAAAGACCUACUUCACCACAUAGAACUAAGCUGAAAAGUUUGUCUGAAGAAGAUCAGAAAAUGCCAACAUUUCAUCCAAAAAAUUCAAGAUAUCAAUAUGGAAAUUAUGAUAGGUAUUAUGGAUAUCGCAACUUGAAUGCAAUGAUGGACAUAAGACUUCAAGUAUUUGAAAUGCACCGGCACCUUUUUCAAAACAAGGAUGUGCUGGACAUUGGCUGUAAUGUUGGGCAUAUAUCAAUAGCUGUAGCCCGCACUCUUGGCGCUAAAUCAGUUGUUGGAAUUGAUAUUGAUAAUUUGCUAAUCGGAAGAGCAAGAAAAAACUUAAGGUCAUUUAUACCUGUUCCGUCAGAACAACCAAAGACAGAUGAUGACAAAAAGUAUGAAAAAGAAAGUGAUGAUAAGAAAUUAGAAUGUGAUAAAUGUAAAGAAGAAAAAUGUAACGAUUGUACGACUGUAGACCAGAAGCAGGAAAAAGAAGAUGAUUCUAAGAAAAAUUUGUCUGGAAGGAAAUUUAGGAAACCUAGGAAGAACAGGAAGUCAAUACAUAAACAGGAACAAGGGCAAUGCUUCUUCCCUGUUUCCAUGUCCAUUAUGUUUGGUCCACUUGGUGAACCAAAAACUGAAGAGUCAAUGCUGGGUUUUCCAUAUAAUGUUACCUUUAAACAAGGUAACUAUGUACCCCGUGAAGAAGUAGCAGUCGGUUCUGGGAUGGAGAGCCCGCAAUUUGAUCUGAUCCUUUGCUUGUCUACAACCAAAUGGCUGCAUCUUAACUGGGGUGAUGCAGGUCUUAAGCGUGCAUUUCGGCGGAUGUUUGCGGACUUACGCCCCGGAGGCAAACUUGUAUUGGAAGCUCAGAACUGGGCUAGCUAUAAGAAAAAGAAGCGUUUAACGCCGACGAUUUAUGAGAAUUUUAACUCAAUCGAGUUGUUUCCUAAUAAAUUUCGGGAAUAUCUCCUCUCUCCGGAAGUCGGAUUCAGUAAAUGCUGCAUCUUGGGAGUGCCGCAGCACGCCAGCAAAGGAUUCCGGAGGCCAAUACAGCUGUACAUCAAGGGUGACUUCACUCCGAGCAAGGCGCGCUGGUCCGACGCGUACGCGCCGUCGUCGCACCACCGGCCGGAGGCGGAGCCGCCGCGCCGCACCGUGUACGCGCCCGUGGCGCCCGCCUACCGGCCCAGCGACGACGCGCCCUCGUGCGGUGCCGUGACGCCCUACUCGCCGAACUUCGACUGCUGUGCGGACGACUCUCCGUUCUACAACCCGCGCAGCGACUCGUACGCGCCGUCGUACCAGCCGCCGCGUCCGACGGUGUACGCGACGCUGCCUUCACCGCUGGGUACGGCGUCGCCUGCCGCGUCGCCCGCCGCGUCCCCCGCGCCGCACGCCUCGCCCGCCCCCGACCCGCUGUCUGCACGCGGCUUUCCUGCGCCCGAGCGCAUGCACGACGAGUGACGACUGAACUACUUGUGGCUCAUCCGCCUUCCGUUUUUUUUUUUUUUUUUGUAAAUAAAUGUAGAUCCCCUAAGAUUAUGUUUCGAUAGGCUAAAAAUAUUUUAUAAUAUGAUAUUCUUAACGUAUUAA
Melitaea cinxia (Glanville fritillary) is the source of this 2837-nucleotide messenger RNA. Its product is annotated as 7SK snRNA methylphosphate capping enzyme bin3-like. Gene Ontology annotation, molecular function: RNA methyltransferase activity; snRNA binding; O-methyltransferase activity. Gene Ontology annotation, biological process: snRNA modification. The record is from RefSeq and is a predicted model, not a curated record. The transcript has 5 exons. Bases 321 to 2708 code for a protein of 795 amino acids. Lineage: Eukaryota; Metazoa; Arthropoda; Insecta; Lepidoptera; Nymphalidae.